Equus caballus (horse) is the source of this 4272-nucleotide messenger RNA. Its product is annotated as zinc finger protein 77-like. The record is from RefSeq and is a predicted model, not a curated record. Gene Ontology annotation, biological process: regulation of transcription by RNA polymerase II. Gene Ontology annotation, cellular component: nucleus. Gene Ontology annotation, molecular function: DNA-binding transcription factor activity, RNA polymerase II-specific. NCBI's taxonomy places the organism in Eukaryota, Metazoa, Chordata, Mammalia, Perissodactyla, Equidae.
UGGGUCACGGUCCUCACAUUGUGGCUCAGAAUAAACUCACCCAAAUUUUCAUCUAUAGAUUGGUUAUGGAUUAUUUUCGUGGACAGGUUUCUACCUGAAUCCGUGUCUCCCGAGUUAUAAUUCUAAUUGCCCAAGUACCUGCUGUUUGAAUUAUAGUGAAUUUUUCCUUUCUAUGUUCCCGAGACCAGACACACACAAACGGAUCUAAAGAACGUUUCCUGGCAGUAAACGCACACGUGAGGAUUCUAACGUCCCCGACGGUGGAGGGGCCGGGACAGUCCUGCGCGCAGGCUGGGCCCGCGGGUCCCCCUUCCCACGGGGAAGAGGACCCGGAGCCCCCGGUGUGACCUCAGGCCCCCACGUGGAGGCGGGGAGGAUGGGCGGGGCCUACGGUGUUAAAGGUCGUCUGUCAAAACCGACCCGGACACUGUCCUGCUCAGGUCAUUGUCUGUGUUCUUAAAGGGCACAGACGAACGGUGACUUCCCCAGGAGCCGACUCCUGACCCCGGACGUCACCAGACCGACCCACCCCCGUUUGUCCAGUUUUAGCUCCAGACGCCGCGCGCCGGCUGCGGAAACUGAGUCAGGACUUCCGAGUCCAGGAGGAGGAGGGGCCUCCCUGCCCGAGGUGGAGGGUCUCGGGAAACCGGCCAAUAAGGAGCCGAGGCUGUGGGACGGCCCAAAGCACCGUCCAAUCAGGGCGCGGGCUGCCGGAGCUCCGUCCAAUCAGGCCCGGGGGCGGGCGCGCUCGUAUCCGCGUGGACGUCGCUCUCGUCCGGCCGCGUCCCCGCCCACACCUGCCCCGCGCGGCCCCAGGUAUCCCGUCCUGUCGCUGUCCCCUGCCGGGGCCGCGGGGAGGACGCGCGGAGGGUCCGGAGCAGGCGGAGAUGGAUUCGCUGGUCUUUGAGGAUGUGGCUGUGAACUUCACCCCGGAGGAGUGGGCUCUGCUGGAUGGUGCUCAGAGGAAGCUCUACAGAGACGUGAUGCUGGAGACCUGCAGGAACCUGGCCUCCGUGGAUUGUUUCACUCAAGUUAAAGCCAGCGGAUCAAGUCCUCAGCAGGAUAUUUUGAAGCAUAAAUUAUUCAGUAAGGAGAAAAUAGUAAGAUUCAGAGGAAGUGAUUCCUGGUCUGGUUUUGGAGAAAACUGGCCAUUGCAUAGCGUUGAAGAUCAGCACCAAACCCAGGAGAGUUGUUUGAGGAGUCCUUUGCUGGAGAGUCUCCACGGAAGCAGUGAAGGUGGUCACUGUGGAGAAACCCUGAACCAGAUUACAAACCUUCCUGUGCCCGAGAGGUGUCCGACUGGAGUUACACCGGAAGAGUGCACAGAGUGUGGAGAUGCCCUCAUGGAUUUAUCCUUCCUUAAGAAUCAGCAACGAUCUGACACUGGACACAAACCUCAUCCCUGUGAGGAAUGUGGGCAGGCCCGCAGUUGUGUCUCGUGCCUAAGCACUCAUGUGCCAACAGCCGUUGUGGAGAAACCCUAUGAAUGUAAGGAGUGUGGGAAAACAUUCACUAGUUCCUCUUCCCGCCGAGCACAUGCAAGGUUGCACAGUGGGGAGAGACCCUUCCAGUGCCAGCAGUGUGGGAAAUCCUUCACCUUUCGGUCCUCGCUUCGAGGACAUAAGAGAACACACACUGGGGAGAGACCCUAUGAAUGUCAGCACUGCGGGAAAGCUUUCAAGGAGCCUCACCAUUUUCAAAGGCAUGUGAGAAUUCACAGUGGUGAGAAACCCUAUGAAUGUAAGGAAUGUGGGAAAGCCUUCAGUUAUACCUUAUCCCUCCAAGAACAUGUGAAGACACACACUGGGGAGAGGCCCUAUGAGUGUCAGCAGUGUGGGAAAGCCUUCUCCUCUCACUCCUCCUGCCGACGACAUAUGAGAACACACACCGAGGAGAGACCCUAUGAGUGUGAGCCAUGUGGCAAAGCUUUCAAGCUGCUUGAAACUUUUCAAACGCAUGUGAGAAUUCACAGUGGUGAGAAACCCUAUGAAUGUAAGGUGUGUGGGAAAGCCUUCAGGUGUUCCUCCUCACGUCGAAGACAUGUGAGAACUCACAGUGAAGAGAAACCCUAUGAGUGUAAGCAGUGUGGCAAAGCCUUCAAGGAUUCUGCAUCCCUGCACGUACACGUGAGAAGGCACAGUGGGGAGAGGCCCUACGCGUGUAAGGAAUGUGAGACAGCCUUCACUCGUCACGCUGACCUUCAACGACACGCCAGAACCCACAGUGGGGAGCGGCCCUAUGAGUGUCAGCAAUGUGGGAAAGCCUUCAGUCGUCACUACUACCUUCAAGAGCAUGCCAGAAGCCACAGUGGGGAGUGACCUUAUGAAUGUCAGCCCUGUGGGAAGGCUUUCAUGCAGCCUCAACAUUUUCACUGUCAUCUGAGAACCCACGAUGGGCAGAGGGGUAUUAAUGUCAGUAAUGUGGGAAAGCUCACACAUAUCCUGGAUUCCUGUGAGAACACACUGGAGAGUAAAAUCUGAAUCCACGGACUGAGGGAGAGCCUUCACUCUGCUUGAAACUUUGUGGCAAAUGUGAGCAAACACACUGGAGAGAUUGCUUAGGCCUGGAAAGACUGUGGGGCAACGUUCAAGUGUAGUAGUUCACUUAUUUUCUUCAUGAAAACUCAGGGCAGGAAAGAGACCUUUUGAUUGUUUUGUGUGGCUUCAUCUUUAUAAGUGUGUCAUCCUUACUAGGGACCCCCAGUGUACCGAUUUCCAGGUCAUGUUGCUGAUAUGAACACUGAAGAUAAUAAAUAUCUGUCUAUUUAUGCAUCAUCUUACUACAUAUUUCAUCACCUUGGACCUUAAGUAAUUGUACAGGUGUGUACACUCGUCUUAUUUAUAUUACAACAUGUUUUGGACCCAGGGAUAAGUGGUUUUUGUUUUUUGUAUAGUCAUGUGCAAUUUGAUAUAAUUUUAGAGGAAAAUUUUUCAAUUCUCACUUUUCUUUGUGUUCCUAGUGUAUAUUCAUGAUGCUACACUUGUAUUCUUGAAAUUUCACAUCUGGCCAACUGUUGCAGCUUUUCUGACUGAAUAUCUGUUUGCCUCUGCAAUCUUUCUUAUGGAAAGAUGUAUAGUGCACAUUUCAUUCUCGUUAGUGAAUACCACAUCUGUUUCUAACAUGAAGUAGUAUUGUGGAAAGCUCUUGGAAGGGGACAGUCCCAUGUGAUUAUGUUCAUAAUAUGACUUUGCCCAUUGUUCAUGAACUUGUUUGGAAAUGGACAUGAUAAAUUGAGUUCAGAAGAGAAACUUGUGGCAUGAAGAUGGAGCUGGUGUCCAGAGGCUUCUACUGAACUGUGCUGUCACCUUGCGGAAGGUGGGAAACUAUCUGAAAGUCCUUCUGUGUGUGGCUCUGAGUUAAAGUUCACGAGCAGAGGAAGACACAUGAGGUUUGGAUAGCAGAAGUGGAGAAUCCGUGAGUCUCAGUUCUCCUGUCCUGUCAGGAGACAGAGGUGCCUGGGACCCUAGGAGGCCUGCCUCACAGCACACUUUUCUGACUUCUGGCUCUGCCCGUCUGGAACAGCCCCAACCAAACACCAUGUUUGACAUCAGCUCCCUCUUAGGCAGCAGGUUCCACAGACUUUCCUACAAGCUCCCCCAUCAUGGAGCCUCUUUGGUUUGCAGGUUCACACAUUUACUUGCAUUUUCCUGCAGCUCGUUGGUGUGCAUCAGGCCACUUCAGGCUGUCACACUUUGUGGCAGUCUCUCAUUCUUGACCCCCUCCAUCUCCAAUGCUUCUCCUGAUGACAUGAAUUCUGUGGGAAGCAUCUUGUUCUCUAAUAGUGGAUCUGUUUCCUGCCUCCACCCUCACAGAUUCAAUGCUGUAGCCACAUAUAGCAUAAAGUUACUUCCCUGGUUGCAUUGUUGCAAGGCUUCAGUAAUCCGGCAUUUCUUCUUUCUGGAUACUUCCAUGAUUGAAAGCAGCAUUUGCAAAUGUAUUUGAAUUUGUGAGUUUCUCUUACGGCUGACUGCUAUCUAAAUGUUAAACCCUGUAUGUUUAAUUUCUUUCCAUUUUUCUAUGUAAUUUCCGAGUGCUUACUUCUUUCGUUUUUUAUAUGUGACUUACAACAGGAAAAUAGCUCUCUACGUUGUUUCUUCGAAAGCUCAUUCCCUAGGUUUUCAAGUCUGUUGUAUGCUUACAAGUGUUAUGUUUUAUUAAAUUUGAGGUUAUGUUAAACUAUCCCAUUCUGGAGGAUAAUUUAUUCUUGUAAUUGUGCCUGUUCUUCUGUAUAUAUCCUGGGAUAAUAGUGCUAAAUACAUAUGCCUUUUGAUA